UCCCCUCCUUUCAAUGUUACACUCAGAGGGUGGAAGUGAAGAGCACUUACAGAUGAGAUUUUUAACUACCUGUUGCAUGCCAUGGCAGUAUUUUAUCGGAUACUUCUCCUGCUAUCUGUGACUGUGGCCUCUGCGGCAACACGCAGAUCACAGCGGACAAAGCGAGGGUUACUUGAGUUGGCAGGAGCAAUCAAAUGCAGCACCGGGAGAUCUGCUUUGGCUUAUAUGGUGUACGGAUGCUACUGUGGUCUGGGCGGCCAAGGCUGGCCCAAGGACAGGGCAGACUGGUGCUGCCACAGACAUGAUUGCUGUUAUGGAGAUGCAGAACGUCUUGGCUGCUAUACAAAAUUGAGUCAGUAUCGGUGGACCUGUGAGGACAAGACAGCUGAGUGUGAUAAUUUGAAGGACCAAUGUGAAAAGCUGCUGUGCAAGUGUGACAGAGAUGCUGCCAAAUGUUUGAGAAAAGCACCUUUCAUUCGGAAAUAUGCACUAUGGCCAGAUUUUCUAUGUGGCCAUGACCAUCCUACAUGCAAUAUUUACUGACACAAUAAAUACAUCUUUAUGUGUCUUAUGUGCCUUUUCUUUUAAUAUACGCAGCGUUACAGUAAGUCAGUCACUCUGCUUUUGCAGAAAUUGUUUUAAUAAAAAACACACAACGUAUUACAGUAAAUGAACACCACCUAUUUUGUUUCUCGAGUCAAAUAGAGGGAACAAUCAAAUACUCAGACCUAACAAUAGUACUUUUAUUGGCUAGCAUGUGUUACUGAACUGUGAAGUGGAGUGCCUGCUUCAUAACAGUGAAGCUGACUCUUUGCUUUGGGUGUGUUUUUGACUGGAUUUCAUUUACUGGAGUUAAAAAAAAACACUCCCCACACUUGAGCUAAUGGUGAGGGUUGUUUUCUUUAUAUUUAAAAUCUGCUCUGACACGACUUCCUACACUUUUUUCCAAAGCCAGUGAGGGAAAAGUCUCAGCAGCAGCGCCAAAUUUUAUCUUUGUAUUUAUUACUGAAAAAAACAAGUUUGAAACCUCUUGCAUGUUUACUUCCUUUUAAGGUUUUAAAAUAUCACAGUAUGGUCACAGUUGCAUGUGUUUUCCUAUGAUGUGUACAGAUUACCUCAUAAUCCCUAAAUAGCUACCAAAUGAUUUUGCAUGUGCAACGGCCUGAGGCCUCUAUAUCCACUUCCUGGAUUCGCGGUUAGGAGAAUGACUCAGCUGCGGCAAUAUUUGGUCUGUGAUUUGAUUGUUCAUCUAAGGUAUAUAGUGACUCAGUCUUUUUAUUUCUCUCCUCCAGCUAAUUUGAGAUUGUUAGAAUAUUGCGUGCUUUAUUUCUUAAUUAAUGUACCUACCACAAGUACACACAUCUGCAUACCACACAGGUUACUGAUUAAAAGAUUUACAUAUUUAAUUUUAAAUUUUUCUUUUCAUAAGGGUUAAAGGUGAUCUCAGGUGAUUUUGUCUGGGUUGCCAUUAGGAAACUUUGCUUGCAGAAUCUUAUUGUUUUUCAAUGGUUUCCUUUAGUCGCUGAAAUAAAGAAACUUUUUUUUUUUUUU
This is a messenger RNA of Haplochromis burtoni (Burton's mouthbrooder), 1551 nucleotides long. RefSeq names its product phospholipase A2 group X (gene pla2g10). The record is from RefSeq and is a predicted model, not a curated record. The coding region runs from base 82 to 543 and encodes 153 amino acids. Gene Ontology annotation, biological process: phospholipid metabolic process; arachidonate secretion; lipid catabolic process. Lineage: Eukaryota; Metazoa; Chordata; Actinopteri; Cichliformes; Cichlidae. The transcript has 4 exons. Gene Ontology annotation, molecular function: calcium ion binding; phospholipid binding.